AUGGCGAGGCCGCUCGGCCUCCCCAGAUCUGGCCUCCCCGCUCUAUUAGAGAGCGGCAGUAAAGAGGAUGUUUUCUUCGAUUCGAAGCCCUGGUUAGAGUACGACUGUGAAGAUGUUUUUUCAGUGUCAAUGGUGACAUGUGUGGUGGUUCGUGAUUUCACUCCUUCUCGUGGGAGUACUCCUUCCCGUGGAAACACUCCUAUCCACCCAUCCUUAUUCAGGGGAACACAAUUGGUUAAGAAUGCCCCUCGGGACAAAGCACCUGUCCUUGUUCCCAAGCCUUCCCCAACAAGUAAGAAAAAGAAACUCGCUGAACUUUUCCGAGAUAGCCUCACGGAUCAAGAAGAUGUUGCCGAUCAUGAUGCUUCGGCUCACAAAGCUAUGGCAGAAGAAAAGGCUGAAGCCAAGCCAACUAUACUCGAUGUUCUUCUGAUCUCUGAUCAAGGAACGCCUUCCACUUUCAUGUGUAGCGGCGAAAGGACUCCUAAUGGAGACCAUGUGAUGGAGGAGCAGAAACCGGUUAGAACUGUGACUUGUUGCCUCCCUAGAUUGUCUUCAUACGGCGGUUUUACUGAGAGGAAUAAGAAGAUGAGCUCUGCAAUAACCGUGCAUGAUUAA
Syzygium oleosum is the source of this 618-nucleotide messenger RNA. RefSeq lists its product as uncharacterized. Lineage: Eukaryota; Viridiplantae; Streptophyta; Magnoliopsida; Myrtales; Myrtaceae. The coding region runs from base 1 to 618 and encodes 205 amino acids. The record is from RefSeq and is a predicted model, not a curated record. The transcript has 3 exons.